Molecule: messenger RNA, 1827 nt
Organism: Brachypodium distachyon (stiff brome)
Lineage: Eukaryota; Viridiplantae; Streptophyta; Magnoliopsida; Poales; Poaceae
Product: pentatricopeptide repeat-containing protein At3g14730
Exons: 1
Coding region: 1-1827 (608 amino acids)
Biological process (GO): RNA modification
Molecular function (GO): RNA binding; protein binding
Source: RefSeq, a predicted model, not a curated record
AUGGCGGCCGUGCGCUUCCCGCUGCGCGCUAUCGUCUCCCACCCGCGUCCUCCGACCCGGCGCCUCCUCCUGCCGCUCCACGCCCACCUCCUCACCUCCGGCCGCCUCGCCUCCUCCCCGGCCACGCUCACAUCUCUCGUCUCCCUCUACGCGCGCGUCCCGGCCCUCCACGCCCGCCUCCCGCUCCUCCUCUCCCCCACCUCCCCGCUCCCCUGCUUCAACGCCGGGCUCUCCCUGCCCCACCCUCUCGCGCUCUCCGUCUUCCGCCGCCUCCGCCUCGUCCACUCCCCCGACCCGUUCUCCUUCCCUCCGCUCGUCUCCUCCGCUCCGUCCCCGCACCACCUCGUCGCCAUCCACGCGCUCUCCCUCCGCUGCGGCCUCGCCCACGACCUCUUCACCGCCAGCGCCCUGCUCCGUGCCUGCCUCAGGUUCGGCCUUGCCGACCACGCGCACCGCCUGUUUGACGAAUUGCCCUUCCGGGACGUCGUGGUGUGGAACGCGAUGCUCAAUGGGUUUGCGAAGCUCGGAUGCUUCGACCGUGCUAUACAGUUCUUCCUGCAGAUGAGGAGGGAGAGCGGCGUGCUGGAGAUCAGCAGUUUCACCGUCACCGGAGUCCUGUCGGCCUGUACCGCGACAGCGGACUUGCAACGUGGGGCUGCAGUGCACGGAAUGGUGGUGAAGUCUGGAUUUGACCACGAGGCUUCGGUGUGUAACGCGUUGAUGGAUCUUUAUGGCAAGUCCCAUAAGGUGGCCAAUGCAGCGGCAUUGUUUGAGGGCAUGGCAGAGAAUGACAAGGACUUGUUCAGCUGGAACUCAAUGCUGUCGGCAUUGCAGUACUCGGCUGACCAUGUGGGGACAAUGAGGCUAUUUGCAAGGAUGAGGCGUGCCGCAAUAUGGCCGGAUGCAGUGACUGUUGCGGCUGUUCUCCCUGCAUGUGCACAAACUGCAGCCCUGAAGGUUGGGAGGGAGGUGCAUGGGUACAUUGUGACGAGCGGACUGGCUUGCGAUGGUGCACUGGAUGUAUUUGCUUGUAACGCACUGGUUGACAUGUAUGCCAAGAGCGGUGCGCUGGAUGAAGCAUGCCGUGUAUUUGAUUGGAUGAGCCAACAGGACGUGGCGUCAUGGAAUAUUAUGAUCGAUGGGUAUGCAUCCCAUGGGCGUGGGCAAGAGGCACUGAAGUUGUUCCGCCAGAUGACAGAGGUAGAAGGGCUGGUGCCAGAUGAGGUAACCCUAUUGGGCACAAUGUCGGCUUGCAGCCACUCUGGGCUUGUCGAAGAAGGGAGGGGUUUUCUUAAGAGGAUGAAAGAGGAGUUUGGUCUGGACCCACAGCUGGAGCACUAUGCCUGUGUGACUGACAUGCUUGGGCGAGCAGGAAGGCUGGAUGAGGCAAGAAAGGUAGUACAAGAGGCAGGGGAUGUAGGGGCUGGUGCAUGGAGGACAUAUCUUGCAGCAUGCCGGAUGCAUGGUGAUAAAGAAAGGGCCCAAGAGGCAGCUAGGAUGCUGAUGACGACACAGGAGUCUGGGAGUGGUGGAUGGGUGCUGCUAGCAAACACAUUUGGUUGGGAGGGAAGCUUUAAGGAGCUGGAGGAGGUAAGGGGGGAGAUGCGACGGCAAGGAGUGCAGAAGGCUUCACCUGGCUGCAGCUGGAUUGAGGUGGGUGGAGGAAACAGCGGGAGUGCAACAUUGAUGCAUGCUUUUGUUAGCGGUGAUAAGGCACAUCCUGAGGCUGACAUGAUCUAUGAAAUGCUGCACGUGUUGAUAAGUUGGAUGAGGGAUUGCGGUGAUUUGAGCAUCAUUACCCCAUUAUAUGCAAUUGAAUGCUCAUAA